Sipha flava (yellow sugarcane aphid) is the source of this 604-nucleotide messenger RNA. RefSeq names its product 28S ribosomal protein S18c, mitochondrial (gene mRpS18C). Gene Ontology annotation, cellular component: mitochondrial small ribosomal subunit; ribosome. The record is from RefSeq and is a predicted model, not a curated record. Gene Ontology annotation, biological process: mitochondrial translation. Gene Ontology annotation, molecular function: small ribosomal subunit rRNA binding; structural constituent of ribosome. Bases 60 to 533 code for a protein of 157 amino acids. Lineage: Eukaryota; Metazoa; Arthropoda; Insecta; Hemiptera; Aphididae. The transcript has 4 exons.
CCGUUCUUUGUGGGCCAUAACUAACAAGUUGACCGAUUCGGGUUACCGUCACUGUCACUAUGUUCGGCAGCACAUACAAGCUAUUGAAAGGCUUUAAUAUUGGCGUAAGCAUCAGAUACAUGGGUAGGUUUCGAAGGGAAAGAUUUAACCCAUGGACAAAUUUGAACAAAAUGUUGAACCAACAAAAGAAAAAAGCAAUACAGGAAGAUGUGCUAGGAUUAAAAAGUGAGCAUUUGGUAAACAUACCUAACCCUUACCAAAAGGAAAAACGCGUGUGCAUACUUUGCAAAAUGAAUAUUGUUCCCGACUACAAGAACACCAGGAUGUUAUCCCAAUUUAUAUCUCGUUUUACUGGUCGUAUUUACGGUCGACACAUUACAGGUCUUUGCCGGCAUAAACAAGAGCACGUUGAAAAGGAAAUUAAAAAAUCCAGGGAAGCAGGUUUGAUGCCGUUUUAUUUUAGAAAACCAGAAUUCAGCCAUGACCCUAAAUUAUUCGACCCAGAUAACCCUUUUAGACCUCAUAGCUAUUAGUUUAAAUACAUUUGAUUUAAAUAAAUUGUGUAUAUUAAUAAUAAAAUAUUCAGUUAAAUUGUAACAAAUUA